AUGCUCGUGCUUUCCGGACUCGUGUGUUUGAGAUAUGCCAUAGACGCCCUGGCCACACGGACAGUGAAGAUCAACCAAAAUGCAGUCACAAAAGAUUUCGACGCUCCACUCUCCUCGUACAAGCUUAAGGACGAUUUUCUCACUAUCACACAAGCUCUCGGAGUCGCUGUCGAAAAAAAGGACACAAUUGCUUCACUAACCAACAAAAUCAAGACACACCUUGACGAGCACCCGGCGCUGGCAGACAAUGCACGUUUUUCUGCAUUGUUUCAAGUUGGAGGUGCAAAGCGUCGCACACAUUCGAAACACAUCCCACUCAGCAAGGACUCCGCACCUAAUAUCAACGCUACUAGUAGUAGCCAUUCAAUGUCGUCCCCCACACCACAUUUUGGCUUCGGCUCGUUGCUCCCAGUCUCACGGCCACCUGCAGGACUCGAACACACAUUGUAUACUCCUCCUUCGAGCUUACAAUAUCAUCCACACUCGUCAGCUAAUAUCAUGUCCCAUGGAUCUUACGCACCAGCGGCACCACCUACCUACUCUUUUGCAGCACCUUCUUUUGUACCACACUGUCCCAGUCAUCUACAUAGUUCCUACAGCCCCUCAUAA
Messenger RNA from Suillus fuscotomentosus, 609 nucleotides. RefSeq lists its product as uncharacterized. The transcript has a single exon. The record is from RefSeq and is a predicted model, not a curated record. NCBI's taxonomy places the organism in Eukaryota, Fungi, Basidiomycota, Agaricomycetes, Boletales, Suillaceae. The coding region runs from base 1 to 609 and encodes 202 amino acids.